Aspergillus pseudonomiae is the source of this 1512-nucleotide messenger RNA. Its product is annotated as cytochrome P450. The transcript has 6 exons. Gene Ontology annotation, molecular function: iron ion binding; heme binding; monooxygenase activity. The coding region runs from base 1 to 1512 and encodes 503 amino acids. Lineage: Eukaryota; Fungi; Ascomycota; Eurotiomycetes; Eurotiales; Aspergillaceae. The record is from RefSeq and is a predicted model, not a curated record.
AUGUUUCAGUUGCUUUUGCAACCCUGGAUUAUCGCCGUAGCAGGGGUGGUCUAUCUGAUUGCUUUGGCUGCGUAUCGGUUAUGGUUGUCCCCAUUGGCCAAGUUCCCCGGCCCUAAGCUGGCUGCGCUUACAUUAUGGUAUGAACUGUACUACGAUAUUUACUGCGAAGGCCAGUAUACAUUUCAAAUCAUUCGGAUGCAUGAGAAAUAUGGCCCCAUCGUGCGCAUCAGUCCCUGGGAACUCCAUAUCAGUGACCCCGACUAUUAUGAAGUGUUAUAUUCUCGAGACAGCCCGCGGAAUAAGUAUGAAUAUUAUACCCGGCAAUUCGGGCUAACCAAGACGGCAAUGGCGACAGUAGAUCACUAUCAUCACCGCCUCCUGCGCUCCAACAUGAACCCGUACUUUGCCAUGACACGGAUACGAAAGCUCGAACCUUUGAUCCAGGCGUUGGUAGACAAGCUGUGCGACCGUCUGAGGGAAUUCAAGGGAACAGGAACCCCAGUCGCCCUGCAGUACCCAUUUACCUGUUUCGCCACCGAUGCUGUCACCGAUUACACUAUGGGUGCUGGGUUCCACUACCUUGAUGAACCGGACUUCGUUCCUCGGUGGAGCAGGACAUUGAGUGGCAUUGCAAAAUCGGGUGUCUAUAUCAAGCCCUUCCCGUGGCUUCUCAAAGUAUUCAAUGCUCUACCCGAGCGUUGGUUGUCUUGGCUAAAUCCCGAGAUGGACUUGACAUUCCAUUUUCAACGUCGCUGCCGUGACGUUAUAACGUCGAUCAUGGAGGAGCAAAACGCCAACGGAUAUGACAAGGUUAAGAGUCAAUUCAGCCAUCCUACUUUCUUUCAUGACGUGCUCAAUAGCAAUCUUCCACCAGAGGAGAAAUCUCCGGAGCGCUUAUGGCAGGAAGUUCAGGUAGUGGUCGGUGCAGGGGCUGAAACUACAGGCAAAGCUUUGACUUGGACGAUAUUCUACCUUCUUCAUAACCCAGACAAACUGCAGAAACUGAAAGAGGAACUCAACCAGCUGGAUCCUGAUCGAACAGCUACUUUGUUGGACUUCGAGAAAAUGCCUUACUUGACAUCAGUCAUUCUUGAGGGGUUAAGACUUUCGUAUGGCCUCAGUACCCGAUUGCAAAGAGUGGCUCCCGAUAGGGCACUGCAGUUUAGAGAAUGGUCUAUACCCGCCGGGACUCCCGUGGGAAUGUCCAGCACGUUGAUGCACCACGACGAGCGGAUAUUCCCCGACUCACAUAAGUUUAUUCCCGAGCGUUGGCUGGACCUGGAACAGCGGAAGCAAUUGGAAAAGUAUAUGGUGGCGUUUACCAAAGGAUCAAGGCAAUGCAUUGGCAUGAAUCUCGCGCGGUCCGAAAUUCUCCUCGCCCUUCCUAAGGUCCUCAGAGAACUAGAUUUUGAGUUGUAUGAGACUACACUGGAGGAUGUGACGCUUGCACAUGAUAUGUUUCUUCCCUUCCCGAAGAUGGAUAGCAAGGGAGUGCGGGUUUUAGUGAAAUAG